Messenger RNA from Talpa occidentalis (Iberian mole), 6205 nucleotides. It is a transcript of the gene PPL, whose product is annotated as periplakin. NCBI's taxonomy places the organism in Eukaryota, Metazoa, Chordata, Mammalia, Eulipotyphla, Talpidae. Gene Ontology annotation, cellular component: intermediate filament; cytoplasm; membrane. The coding region runs from base 57 to 5327 and encodes 1756 amino acids. The transcript is spliced from 22 exons. The record is from RefSeq and is a predicted model, not a curated record. Gene Ontology annotation, molecular function: structural molecule activity; cadherin binding. Gene Ontology annotation, biological process: wound healing; intermediate filament cytoskeleton organization.
CGCGGGCCCGUCCGCGCCAGUGCCCAGCCCGCGCCCCGCGCCCCCCGCCCGCCGCCAUGAACUCGCUCUUCAGGAAGAGAAACAAAGGCAAAUACAGCCCCACCGUGCAGACCCGCAGCAUCUCUAACAAGGAACUGUCGGAGCUGAUCGAGCAGCUGCAGAAGAAUGCCGACCAGGUGGAGAAGAACAUCGUGGACACGGAGGCCAAGAUGCAGAGUGACCUGGCCCGGCUGCAGGAGGGCCGGCAGCCCGAGCACCGGGACGUGGCCCUGCAGCGGGUGUCGGACUCGGAGAAGCUGCUGUACGUGCUGGAGGCGGACUCGGCCAUCGCCAAGCACAUGAAGCACCCCCAGGGGGACAUGAUCGCUGAAGACAUCCGUCAGCUGAAGGAGCGUGUGGCCAACCUCCGCGGGAAGCACAAGCAGGUCUACAACCUGGCGGUGAAGGAGGUGGACCCGCAGGUCAACUGGGCGGCGCUGGUGGAGGAGAAGCUGGACAAGCUGAGCAGUCAGGGCUUCGGGACGGAAUUGCCGCUGGUCGACCAGCAGGUGGAGCAACACAACAUCUUCCACAACGAGGUCAAGGCCAUCGGGCCCCACCUGGCCAAGGACGGGGGCAAGGAGCUGAACAGCGAACUCCAGGCCAAGUACCAGAAACUGCUGGCGGAGUCGCAGGCACGGCAGCGGCACCUGAGCUCGCUGCAGGACUACAUGCAGCGCUGCACCAACGAGCUGUACUGGCUGGACCAGCAGGCCAAGGGCCGCAUGCAGUAUGACUGGAGUGACCGCAACCUCGACUACCCCAGCCGCCGCCGCCAAUACGAGAAUUUCAUCAACCGGAACCUGGAGGCCAAGGAGGAGAGAAUCAACAAGCUGCACAGCGAGGGUGACCAGCUGCUGGCCGCCGACCACCCCGGGCGGAACUCCAUCGAGGCGCACAUGGAGGCCGUGCACGCGGACUGGAAGGAGUACCUGAACCUGCUCAUCUGCGAGGAGAGCCACCUCAAGUUCAUGGAGGACUUCCACCAGUUCCACCAAGACCUGAAGGACGCCCAGGAGCUUCUGCGCAAGGUGGACUCGGACCUGAACCAGAAGUACAGCCCCGACUUCAAGGACCGCUACCAGAUCGAGCUGCUGCUACGGGAGCUGGACGACCAGGAGAAGGCGCUGGACAAGUACGAGCAGGUGGUGCGGGGGCUGCAGCAGCGAGGGCAGCAGGUAGUGCCCCUCAAGUACCGCCGGGAGACGCCACUCAAGCCCAUCCCCGUGGAGGCCCUCUGUGACUUUGAGGGGGACCAGGGCCCCAUCUUGAGGGGCUACAGCUACACCCUGCAGAAGAACCACGGGGAGAGCUGGGACCUCACCGACAGUGCCGGGAACAAGCUGACCGCCCCGGCCGUCUGCUUCAUGAUCCCUCCCACUGACCCAGAGGCCCUGGCUCUGGCCGACAGCCUGGGCAGCCAGUACCGGAGUGUGCGGCAGAAGGCGGCCGGGAGCAGGAGUGCACUCCAGCAGCGACAUGAGGUGCUGAGGACAGAGAACCCUGGAGAUGCCUCUGACCUUCAGGGGCGACAGCUGCUGGCCAGCCUGGACAAGGUGGCCAGCGACCUGGACCGGCAGGAGAAGGCCAUCACGGAGGUGCUGCGGCCCCCGCUGGAGCAGGGCCGGGCGAUGCAGGACAGCGCCGAGCGAGCCAAGGCCCUCACGCUCAUCUCGAGCGAGCUGCUGCAGAUUGAGCCCGAGAAGACACGCAGCACCGCGGAGUGCGAGGCCUUCGCGCGGGCGCUCCCGGGCAGUGGCAGCACGCCCCUGCUGAGGACCCGGGUGGACGACACCCACCGCAGAUACGAGCGCCUGCUGCAGCUGCUGGACUCGGCCCGGGAGAAGGUGGACACCGCCCACCGCCUGGAGGAGAGCCUGCAGCAGGGCCGGGAGGUGCUGGCCACCUACGAGAACCAGCUGGCCCAGGAGGACACCGUGCCCGAGAGCGGCCACGCCCUGGACAGCAAGAGGCAGGGGCUGGCGGCCAUGGCCUCCGAGCUGCAGGCUCAGAAGGCCCUCGUGGGCGAGGUGGAGAAGAACCUGCAGGCGGCCAAGCAGUGCUGCGGCCUGCUGGCCAGCCGCUUCCAGGAGCACUGCCCCGACCUGGAGCGCCAGGAGGCCGAGGUGCACAAGCUGGGCCAGCGCUUCGACAACCUGAGCCAGCAGGUGGAGUGCAGGGCCCGGAGCCUGCAGAGCGCGCAGGCCGCUUACGACGAGUACCGGCAGGGCUGCGACCAGGUGCUCCGGUUCCUGUCCAGCGUCCCCAGCUAUGAGCCGCAGGAGACAGACAGCCUCAGCCAGAUGGAGACCAAGCUGAGGAAUCAGAAGAACCUGCUAGAUGAAAUAGCGAGAAGGGAACAGGAAGUACAGAGAGUUUACACCGCCUCCCAGCAGUACCAGCAAGCUGUCAAGGACUACGAGUUAGAAGCUGAGAAACUGAGGUCUCUCCUCGACCUGGAGAAUGGAAGGAACAGCCACGUGAGCAAGAGAGCCAGGCUGCAGUCCCCUGCUGCCAAGGUGAAGGAGGAGGAAGUGGCGCUUGCUGCCAAGUUCACCGAAGUCAAUGCCAUCAACAGACAGAGGCUGCAGAAUCUGGAGUUUGCUCUGAAUCUCCUGAGACAGCAGCCGGAGGUGGGCAUGACCCACGAGGCUCUGCAGGGGAGCCGGCCUGGGGGCGCCAUGGGGGAGACCUGGAGGAUCCAGAAGGAGCUGGACGAGGAGACCGAACGGAGGCAGCAGCUGGAGAAUGAGGUCAAGAGUGCCCGGGAGGAGAUCCGGGUUCUGCAGAACCAGAGCCCGCAGGAAUCAGUGGUGCGGAAGGAGGUGCUGAAGAAGGUUCCGGACCCCGAGCUGGAGGAGAGCUUCCAGCAGACACAGCGCAGUCUGGCGGAGGAGCAGCACAAGAACCAGCUGCUGAGGGAGGAGCUGGAGGCGCUGCAGCGGCGACUGCGCACCCUGGAGCAGGAGACCGGGGACGGGGGCCAGGAGUACGUGGUCAAGGAGGUCCUGCGCAUCGAGCCCGACAGGGCCCAGGCGGACGAGGUCCUGAAGCUGCGGGAGGAGCUGGAAGAGCUGAGGAGGCAGAAGGGCACCAGGGAGGCAGAGGCCGCCCUCCUGCAGCAGCGCAUUGCGGCCCUGGCCCAGGAGAAGGGCCAGGCGCAGGAGAAGGUCAUGGAGAAGGAGGUGGUGAGGCUGCAGAACGACCCCCAGCUGGAGGCUGAGUACCGGCAGCUGCAGGAGGCCCAGCAGCGGGAGGGCAGGCUCAGGGAGAGGCACGAGGAGGAGCUGAGCUUCCUGCAGGACAAGCUGAAGAGGCUGGAGAAGGAGCGGGCCAUGGCUGAGAGCAAGAUCACCGUCAAGGAGGUGCUCAAGGUGGAGAGGGACCCAGCCACCGAGAGGGAGGUCGGCGACCUGCAGCGCCAGUACGAGGACGAGGCCGCCACGGCGCGCACCCACCAGAGGGAGAAGACCGAGCUGCUCCGCAAGAUCUGGGCCCUGGAGGAGGAAAACGCCAAGGUGGUGGUGCAGGAGAAGGUGCGGGAGAUCGUCCGGCCCGACCCCAAGGCCGAGAGUGAGGUGGCCAACCUCCGCCUGGAGCUGGUGGAGCAGGAGCGCAAGUUCCGCGGCGCCGAGGAGCAGCUCAAGAGCUACCAGAGCGAGCUGGAGGCGCUCAGGAGGCGGGGCCCCCAAGUGGAAGUCAAGGAGGUGACCAAGGAAGUCAUCAAGUACAAGACCGACCCCGAGAUGGAGAAGGAGCUGCAGCGGCUCAGGGAGGAGAUCGUGGACAAGACCAGGCUCAUCGAGAGGUGUGACCUAGAAAUCUACCAGCUCAAGCAGGAGAUCCAGUCCCUGAAGGACACCAAGCCCCAGGUGCAGACCAAGGAGGUGGUCCAGGAGAUCCUCCAGUUCCGGGAAGACCCCCAAACCAAAGAGGAAGUGGAGUCCCUGAGGGCCAGGCUGUCGGAGGAACAGAAGAAGCAGGUAGACCUGGAGCGGGAGAGAGCCUCCCAGGAGGCGAAGAUCAGAGAGAAGGAGGCGGAGCUCUCCCAGGUGAAGGAAAAGGUGGUCCAGCAGGAGGUGGUCAAGUACGAGGAGGAGCCGGGCCUGCGCGCCGAGGUGGACGCCUUCACAGAGAGCAUCGACGUGGAGCUCCGGCAGAUCGACAUGCUGCGUGGGGAGCUGCGGCGGCUGCAGCGCCGGCGGGCCGAGCUGGAGCGGCAGCUGGAGGAGCUGGAGCGCGAGCGCCAAGCGCGCCGGGAGGCCGAGCUGGAGGUGCAGCACCUGAAGCAGCGGCUGGCCGACCUGGAGAAGGAGGAGGGGGAGGCCCGGGAGAAGGUGACCCUCAAGCAGAAGGUGGUGCUGCAGCAGGACCCCCAGCAGGCCCGGGAGCACGGCCUGCUCAAGCUGCAGCUGGAGGAGGAGCGGCACCGGCGGCAGGUGCUGGAGCGCGAGCUCGAGACCCUGCGCACUCAGCUGAGCCGCCUGGAGAAGAUGGAGGUCAAGGAGAAGGUGGUCUUCUCCGAAAGUGUGCAAGUGGAGAAAGGCGACACCGAGCAAGAGAUCCGGAAGCUCAAGAGCAGCCUGGAGGAGGAGAGCCGGAGCAAGCGCGAGCUGGACGCAGAGGUGAGCCGGCUGGAGGCCAAGCUGUCGGAGCUGGAAUUCUCCAACUCCAAGUCAUCCAAGGAGCUGGACUUUCUGCGGGAGGAAAACCACAAGCUCCAGCUGGAGCGGCAGAACCUGCAGCUCGAGACCCGAAGGCUCCAGUCGGAAAUUGAGCUGGCGUCGACAGAAACCCGGGACCUGAGGAACAUGACAGCAGCGGACUCCGGGGCCAACCUCGACUCCAGACUGUGGUCCCUGGAGAGGGAGCUGGACGACCUCAAGCGCCUCUCCCGGGACAAAGACCUGGAGAUCGACGAGCUGCAGAAGCGUCUGGGCUCCGUGGCGGUCAAGCGGGAGCAGCGGGAGAACCACCUGCGGCGCUCCAUCGUGGUCAUCGACCCUGACACGGGCCGGGAGCUGUCUCCUGAGGAGGCCCACCGGGCCGGGCUCAUCGACUGGAACAUGUUUGUGAAGCUCAGGAGCCAGGAGUGCGACUGGGAGGAGAUCUCGGUGAAGGGGCCCAAUGGGGAGUCAUCCGUGAUCCACGACAGGAAGUCCGGCAAGAAGUUCUCCAUCGAGGAGGCCCUGCAGAGCGGGAGGCUGACCCCUGCGCAGUACGACCGCUAUGUCAACAAGGACAUGUCCAUUCAGGAGCUGGCCGUCCUGGUGUCCGGCCAGAAGUAGCACUACCUUUUCACCCCAUCUUCCUGGCAGCAGACGGCCGGCUCGCUCCUACCCGAUCACCUCCUGGGUGUCUUCCUCCCCGGCCUACACAGGUGCCUGACCCCAGCUCGUCCUCCCUGCCCGGUCAGGUCACUUGGAGCGUGGCUCACCCAUAGGCAGGAUGGGCACUGGCCGAACGGGUGACUGUCCUGUCAUCCAACCCGGGGAGCGACCCAUCUCAUCCUCCACAACCCGACAACUGCCACACCAUUCUUCUGCCCUUGGGCUACGCACUCCCGUCUGCACACUCCUGGUGGCAAUCUGGAAACUAAAGCACAAGACGACCGAGGCAGCCAAGCACCGGCCUUCACAUGCCGGAUGGGACUCUCGAGGGCCAAACAGCCUCCCCUCCACACACCUUUCUGUUCAUUGACGCCGGGGCCUGGGUCCUGGGGGCCACCCACCUGCACUCACCCUCCCAGAUGCCAUUGGCCAAGCACCCACUUCCCAAGCACCCACUUCUCGCGGGCCUCCUCGUGAGACAGAUCUGGGCCAUGCGCCAGAAAGGCGCGGUGCACCCAGAACAGCCUCCGCCCAGGCUCGUGCGGGUGGACCGUCCAGGCUGUCCCAGGACGGGGCGCCUUCCAAGAACGUCAAGUCCCGAGAUUACAGUAUUUGCAUAGUGGACUACGCUGCUGUUCGCCUUCCUUUCAGUGCCUUACAAGUCUUGCUGUUCUCGCAUUGGUAUUUAGGUAAACUAAACUGGAUUUCUCACCAAACCAAUUUGGGGUUCUCUGUAUCUCAUGUAUUAUGCAAGAAAAUGGGAAGGAAUAGGGAACUCUAUUUAUAGCACGAAAAUAAAACCCUGGUGGCUUGAUUCUAAUUUCAUGCUAAGUGUG